Messenger RNA from Apis florea (little honeybee), 842 nucleotides. RefSeq names its product cuticular protein analogous to peritrophins 3-D (gene Cpap3-d). The record is from RefSeq and is a predicted model, not a curated record. Gene Ontology annotation, molecular function: chitin binding. NCBI's taxonomy places the organism in Eukaryota, Metazoa, Arthropoda, Insecta, Hymenoptera, Apidae. Gene Ontology annotation, cellular component: extracellular region.
UUUUCAAAAUAGUCGUCGAUCUCAAAAUCUCAGCUCGCUCGGCUUCAUUCGGUUCGGUUCACCGAAGCUGCACGAAGAAAUCGAAUCGGAGAACCGAUGGUACACGGGUGGGGUAACCAGAGAGCAACUAUACCGAGCAAGUGAAGGGAGAAGCUCUCUGUUCCGAGGUCGGUAACUAAGUGUCAGUAGUCAGAGUCGACCCGAGUGGAGGAUCAGACCGAACGAGCACUAUGAUCGAGCAUCGGAGGAGCGUGACCCUAUUGGCCCUGCUGCCUUUUCUGCUCUCAGUCGAGGCGACUACCCUUUUGGGGGCGCCACCGUGCCCCGACCCUCACGGAGUUUUCGCGUAUGCCCACCCAGAGAAUUGCAACGCCUUCUUUCUCUGCACGAACGGCACCCUGACCCUCGAGCACUGCGAGAACGGAUUACUUUUCGACGGGCAUGGCGCCGUGCACGAUCACUGCAACUAUCACUGGGCCGUCCAGUGCGGGGAUCGCAAGGCUGACCUGACCCCGAUCAGCAGUCCUGGAUGCGAGUAUCAAUUCGGCCUUUACCCUGCGAGCGACGCCUGCAGCACCACCUACAUCAGAUGUGCUCAUGGCCAUCCCAAUGAGGAUCAUUGCGACGCAGGAUUGGUUUACGACGCGAAGAGUCAUAAUUGCGUCUGGCCCGAUCAACUGUUGCCCUACUGCAACCCGGAGGAAAUAGUCGGCUUCAAAUGUCCUCACAAAGUACCUUCCCACACCGCUGCUGCCAAGUUCUGGCCUACCCAAGGUAAAUCCUUUUUUAGACAAUGCAAUGGAGAAUUAUUCGUGAACCAGUCGUAAAUUCGUAUUCGAUUA